AUGCGCUCUUUAUCCGACCUCCCCGCGCUCUCAACGCUAGCCCUACUUCUCACCUACUCGCUAUUUACUACCGCAACCCCGCUUGCACUGGAGGAAAACGUCCUUGAAAAGCGCUGUGCAAACCCCUGUGGUUACGACGGCUGGCUUUGCUGUGAAACCGGGCAGACAUGCACAACCAACAGUGAGAACCAGGCCGUCUGUGCAAACAGCGGCAGCGGCGGUGGAAGCUACCAAUACUUCACCACCAUCUACACGCUCACCGAAACCGACAAAUCCACCAUCACCUCAGUAUGGAGUAGUCAAAUCGCCGCAGCCACCAGCACAGGCACCUGCAGAGUCGACCUCGGCGAGACGAAGUGUGGCACGAGAUGUUGUGAGGCUGCGCAGGAGUGUGAUAACGGUGAAUGUGUUGCAGAGAGCUCUUCCGUUGCAAUCACUGCCACAGGAUCAGGCGCAGAGGCUACACCCGGAGUGCGACAGACGAGUAAUGGCGCCAGCACCGUCACGCAGACAUCGGCACCCACCACGACCGAGGGAUUCACCGCGCCUGUCGGAACGGACGGGGCAGACUUGAUCGGAGUCAAGGCUGCAAGCAGUGGCGGAGGAUUGAGCGGUGGUGCAAUUGCAGGAAUCGUCAUCGGCACGAUUGCCGGUGUUAUCUUUUUGCUGCUCCUUUGCGCCUGCCUGUGCUUUAAGGGUGCCAUCGAUGGCCUGCUUGCUGUGCUCGGAUUCGGCAAGCGCCGCAAGAGAGACACGACUUAUGUUGAAGAACGACAUUCUCACCAUUCGCACGGCAGUCGACCUCCUCCUGCGGGCCGGACGUGGUUCGGAAGCAGACCUCAUGCGGGUGGAAGUGAAGUCAGCGAGAAGAAAUCCACCUUCGGCUGGGGAACCAUCGCCAUUGUUCUGGGUGCCCUUGCUCUCUGUCUAGGAUUGAAGAGGCGCAAGGAUAGAGAUCACGAUGACGAUAAGACGGAGUCUUCAUAUCCCAGCUCGUACUAUUACUACUCCGACUAUUACACGAAUAGUAGCGCUAGUUCGGACAGACGAACUCGCGAUACGCGACGAUCACGACGAUCGCGCACUCGCUCGGGCCGUUGA
This is a messenger RNA of Penicillium arizonense, 1101 nucleotides long. RefSeq lists its product as uncharacterized. Bases 1 to 1101 code for a protein of 366 amino acids. Lineage: Eukaryota; Fungi; Ascomycota; Eurotiomycetes; Eurotiales; Aspergillaceae. The record is from RefSeq and is a predicted model, not a curated record. The transcript is spliced from 2 exons.